UACCAGCAGAGUGUCGGACCCCGGGCUCUGCCGUCUCAGCCCCCUGUUCAUCGGCCUCGUCGGCGGUUGCUGUACUGCUCCGUCAGACCGUCCCGACACACACGUACACACACACACACACGUCCGAUCGAGGAGCCCCCCGCGGAGGACAAGAUGGCUGAGAUGGGGAAAGGAGUGAGCGCUGGGAAACUGGCGAGCAACGUGCAGAAAAAGAUCACCAGGGCACAGGAGAAGGUCUUGCAGAAGCUGGGUAAAGCAGAUGAAACGAAGGAUGUGCAGUUUGAGGAGGGCGUGAAUAAUUUCAGCAAGCAGCUGGGAGAGGGCACCAAGCUGCAGAAGGACCUGAGAGCCUACCUGACAGCGGUUAAAGCGAUGCACGAGGCGUCCAAGAGGCUGCAGGACUGCUUGGCGGACAUGUAUGAGCCAGAGUGGUACGGCAAGGAGGAGAUGGACUCCAUUAAAGAGGACACCGACCUUCUGUGGACUGACUUCCAUCAGAAGCUGGUGGACCAUGCGUUGAUCUCAAUGGAUACAUACUUGGCCCAGUUCCCUGACAUUAAGGCUCGCAUCGACAAGAGGAACAGGAAGCUGGUGGACUACGACAGCGCGCGGCAUCACUUCGCCUCUCUCCAGAAGGGAAAGAAAAAGGACGAAGUAAAGAUCGCCAAGCCAGUCUCACUCCUGGAGAAGGCAGCCCCAGGCUGGGCUCAAGGGAUACUGUCAGCACACCAUGUUGCUCAAACUAACCUGUCGAGAAGCCAGGCAGAGGAAGAAUUGGGCAGGGCUCAGAAGGUGUUUGAAGAGAUCAAUGUAGACUUGCAGGAGGAGCUUCCAUCCCUGUGGAACAGUCGUGUUGGCUUUUAUGUUAACACAUUCCAGAGUGUUGCCAGACUGCAGGACAAGUUCCACAGGGAGAUGGCCAAGUUGUGCCAGAGCCUGAAUGAGGUGAUGACCAAACUGGAAGAGCAGAACCAGUCAAGAAAGGCAGGUAAACAGGGCCAGAAGACGACAGCCACAGGAAAGAGUGAUGGCAGGCAAGAGGGUACCAAUAAUGCCCUAUCUUCAGGAGGAUCAAGUCUUCCCAAACCUCUGUCAAAGCUCAAGCCUGGGCCACCAGUGCCACCUCCGCCCAAAGUAACCCCGUCAAAAGAUCUCAAACAGGAGAACAUCAUUGAUCUGUUUGACGACGCGCUCGUGUCCGACGUAAAUGUCACGUCCCCUGCGCAGUGUGCUUCCCCUGCAGGGGGGAAUCUGCUCGAUAUGGAUUUGGAUGCACUGCCUGCUGUGGCCUCGUCCCCGGCUUCCCAGGCCAUGUCAUGGGAUGCAUGGGAGACCGCGGAGACGUUGCCAGGAACGACAAAUGGAUCGUCGGAUGACUCUGAGAUGCCACCAGGCUUCCUUUACAAAGUGAAGGCAAUGCAUGACUACGCAGCCACUGAUCAAGAUGAACUCGAAAUAAAAGCCGGAGAAGUGGUGCUGGUGAUCACCUACGACUCGGAGGAGCAGGAUGAGGGCUGGCUCCUGGGAAUAAAGGAGGCCUACUGGCUUCAGAACAAAGACCUCAGAGCUAAGGGAGUGUUCCCAGAGAACUUCACCCAGAAGCUGUGAGGGGGUUGACCUACUUCAGGAGUCUCUCAGACCCUAGCCCUGCGUGCCCCGUCAUUCCAACGCACUGGAAGUCCGGCCACUCUGUGGGAAUUAUGAUCAAAACUGCAUUAUGUACCACCACAGACCUAACAUGAAUUGCGUGUGCUGGAAAAGUGACUCAGGUGGCAUUUUUUUUUUUUUUUUUUUCUCUCUUCCUCAUGGUGGCGAGUUCAUUGUUGUGUUACUGAUUUAAUUAAUUAUUUUUUAAAUUUUAUUUAUUUUUUUUUAAAAACCGUGGCCGGGUUUGCUUUUGUAAAAGUGGACUGUGAAGCAGUCACAUGCACUGUUCUAACCAUGUGCUUUUUACCUCCUCCUGGGACAAGUUUGGUUUUCUCCUUCUCAGUGACUUUCUCAAGGUUCUUGUAUCAUAAUCGUUGCUCGGCGGUGUUGAUGUACACCUGUCCACAUCCUAUAUAUGUUCCUGUCCCUUCACUCCACACCCCUCUUUAAACAUCUGGGGUCAGCAGUAAAAUGACAAUGAACUCUCACCCCAUCACCUUCUUGUUUUUGCUUUUUACCUCUUCUUUUUUUUUUUUUUUUUUUUUUUGUGUGGAAACAUUAACAAAUGGAAAGGCCUGAGGAACAUAUCAUUUAAGGCGACAAGUGGAAGGUUAAAAUGCUGUUUAAAUGCUAUUGUUUAAAAUAAGUUUUCAAAGCUGCAUGAUAUCCUGUUAUGAGGUAGGUUAGCCAAAGUGACAAUUGCUGUGUAUGUGCCUGUGAUGGCAUUUUACCAAGAUGUGUCCCCUCCACAUGUCAUCUUGUCACAGGGGUUUGCUUUACUUCUCCCAAAGCCAAGUGUUCUCAGGAUCUCCUUCAGGUGGCAGUUAUUACUUAAAUAAACUUUGGAUGCGUUAUUCUUUAUGUUCCUGCUUAGAAGAUGCUCUUACUGAGAUACUGUAAUUUUCCCAGGUAGCUUUGGAUGUUUACUGAAACAAUUCAGUUUGCACACACAUACAGCAGUACUGUUCCCUUCUGGGACUAGAAACUGCAACCUUCAUGAAACAAGUUAAAUUGUUUCAGUACAUUAAAUGGACAGCAGGCUGAACCUUUAUGAGGUGGUCAUGCCCUUUCUGGCUUGAAAUCAAAUUUUCUUUUAUCUAUAUUAAAAAAACAGGCUAACUAGAAGAAGACAAACGGCUUCAGAAAGGUGUGCUCUAUAGGGAGCUCAUGGUUAUCAUGGGAAAGUUGGGGAUGCAUAUUAUAGAAUACUGAUUCUGGAAUGGGGUAAACUGUCACCCCUCAAUAUACAUCAGUCUAUAGCAGUGCAUCUAAAAGACAAUGAAACGAAGACGAAAGGCUAUUUCAUCAACCUGGAUGACAUGCCGCUCAAAGUUUGAACUCAUUUCUAGAAGGUCCGCACCUACAGUUUGAGGUUUCCGUUCGUGCUCCUCACCUUCAAACCAGAGUCGUUGUUCUUCCAGUCCAUUCUUAUGGUAAAUUCCAUCUCUCUCUGCGUCAUCACUUUUGAGAGCACACUGAGGACUCAAAUUGUUUUCCCCGGUAAUACUCCAAAACACUGUAGUUACUGCCUUAACUGUGAAAUGGCAUUUGUGAGCGCUCUAGUUGCUGUAGCCCCAGGACAGUUACUUUGUUGAGAUGGCCCAAGAGUGGUAUCUGUUACUUUCUUGACAGGCCUUGAGCAGUCACAUUUAUUAGUAAGAGUUUGAUUUCUGUUUGUAUUCUGAAACUGAAGCAGUAUGGUGCUUGGGGGGGUGGCAUUAAUAUUUUAAUCUCUUUUUGUGAAGAAUCUUUGAUGUAUCACAGCAUCAAACAUACCAGCAAAAAAAAAAAAAAAAAAAAAAAAUUAAAAAUAGCUGCUUGAAAAUGCUCUUUGUCAAUUGUUUCCACGGCGUUUCUGUGGAAAUUUUGUUUGGUCAUAUGGUUGUGCUGUCACGAGGGCCCCUUUCAGCUCCGAGUUUAACAUGGAACUGUGCGCUCGAACCAGCAGUCUGUGUGUUUGAGGUUUUGCUCAGAUAACUAGCAGUCCUGCUGCUGAUACUAGUACUUCGUGACACCAUUGUUGACCAAUAUCCAAAUGGGUGUGAUUGACCUCUGACCCUACAGUGAGUGUCUUGCUGGGCUGGACUCACUAGGUCAAAGCCACUCCCACUGUGUCUCAACACAGCAAAGUCCAAACGCAUGCACGCAAUGGGCUUAUGGUACGUUUACAAUGUUUCUGUGUUUAAGACAUUGUAUGCAAACAAGAGCAAGACCUGCACACGUAUCAGUACCCUUGGACUGUAAUGAAGGGUAGGCUGUGUCCAUUCAAACAACCCUGUAACCCUCCUGUCAGUGAAAUUAAACUUUGAUUGAA
Molecule: messenger RNA, 3961 nt
Organism: Scleropages formosus (Asian bonytongue)
Lineage: Eukaryota; Metazoa; Chordata; Actinopteri; Osteoglossiformes; Osteoglossidae
Product: myc box-dependent-interacting protein 1-like
Exons: 18
Coding region: 154-1608 (484 amino acids)
Cellular component (GO): plasma membrane; synaptic vesicle; cytoplasm
Molecular function (GO): phospholipid binding; tau protein binding
Source: RefSeq, a predicted model, not a curated record